This is a messenger RNA of Rotaria sordida, 981 nucleotides long. The record is from the annotation of a GenBank genome assembly. NCBI's taxonomy places the organism in Eukaryota, Metazoa, Rotifera, Eurotatoria, Philodinida, Philodinidae.
AUGUCUAAUUCAGAUUCUGAUAAUGAAUCCGAUUCAUUAAGUAAUCAACUUGAAUUUUCUCAUCGACCUGAAUGGUCUGAUGUUGUACCAAUUGAACAAGAUGAUGGACUCAAUCCUGUUGUUCGAAUAGCUUAUUCAGAUCGUUUUCGUGAAACAUUUGAUUAUAUACGUGCAUGUAUGAAAACAAAUGAAAUGAGUGAACGAACACUUGAUUUAACAAAAACGGCAUGUCAACUUAAUCCGGCUAAUUAUACAGUUUGGUAUUAUAGACGUAAAAUUUUAUAUCAUCUUAAAUCUGAUUUAAAUGAAGAAUUAGCAUUUAUUGGACAAAUGAUUAAAGAAAAUCCCAAAAAUUAUCAAGUUUGGGAACAUCGUCGUUUAAUUGUUGAACGUUCAGGUCAUACUUCUAAUGAAUUAUCAUUUAUUGCAAGUAUUCUUCAAAAUGAUUCAAAAAAUUAUCAUGCAUGGCAAUAUCGUCAAUGGUUACUUAAAACUUAUUCACUUUGGUCGAAUGAAUUAAAUUAUAUUGAUCAAUUAUUACAAGAAGAUAUACGAAAUAAUUCAGCAUGGAAUCAACGUUAUUUUGUUAUAGCUCAUACAACAGGUUUUAAAGAUGAUAUAAUUGAACGUGAAUUAGAUUAUGUUGAAAAACAUAUUCAAUCAUGUCCAGAUAAUGAAAGUUCAUGGAAUUAUUUACGUGGUAUUGUACGAUUUCGUUCAACAAAUUUAAAUGAUCAACGUAUAUGGAAUUUUUGUCAAAAUUUAUAUGAAAAUCAUUUUCAAAAAGAUGAUUUUAAUAAUCGACAAUGGAGAUUUUUACUUGGUUAUAUGAUUGAAUUAUUAAUUGAUGAUGAUCGAGAUGAAAAACGUGAAGAGAAUAAAAGAAUGAUUACUGAUCUAUGUGAAAAAUUAGCAUUACAAAUUGAUUCAAUUAGAAAAAAAUAUUGGCGAUAUAUUCAAGAACAAUAUGGUACAAAAUAA